This is a messenger RNA of Penicillium pulvis, 2520 nucleotides long. RefSeq lists its product as uncharacterized. Gene Ontology annotation, molecular function: protein binding. The record is from RefSeq and is a predicted model, not a curated record. The transcript has a single exon. The coding region runs from base 1 to 2520 and encodes 839 amino acids. NCBI's taxonomy places the organism in Eukaryota, Fungi, Ascomycota, Eurotiomycetes, Eurotiales, Aspergillaceae.
AUGCUCUCGAGUGGCCACCCGUGUCUAAGAAGGCGCCUUUCUGCCGUCUUGGACACUGUCGCGGCCGGCCCCGAAGAUCCUCUCCUCUUCCUCUACCCCCGAUGGGCCGCCUCUGCCCUGCAGCAACGACGACCGAUCGCGUCCCUGACGCCCGCAGCAGCUCCAAUAAAAGGCAAUCGAGCUCCCAGCAAUCCGUUUCGUGCCACACUUCCUUCGUACACUUCCUCGCCGACAUUCCAUCCCCGGUGCACCCGAUGGAGCUCCGCCGAUGCCACGAGUCGAUCUGCCAAUAGCUCCCCUCCGAAUUUGUCUACAACUGUGAAAGAUGGGGCUGCGAGUACGUCGGGAAGCAGGGGUACUCGAGAUGCCAUUGAGUCAAGUCAUGACAUCGCGGGCUUCCCCGUGGGACUGUCACAAGAGUCCAAUGGUUUCCUCGAGACCGCGUCUGAUGCCCCCGAAUCACAUAGACGUCGUGGCAACUUAAGUCAUAGGGAGCUGCGACAAAAACGAUUAACGGGCCAGAAACAAGCGGCUGCUCAAACUCUCGAAAAAGAGCCGGGGACGGAGUUUCCGUCAAAAAAGAUCUUGAUCAGCAAGUUGUCCGUCCGGGAUAGAAGAAAGCUUCGGUAUGGAGAUUAUGUGAGGAGGACUCGUGGACAGGGCCUGUUUGGAGGCACUUUGGACGGCUGGAAUGACAUGAAGCUGUUGUUAGAGGAUGUGCAGAACGACCCUCGUACGGAGCCCAAGAGAAGCACCAGAUCCAAAGAGCUACAAAUUCCUGAGGAGACGGUAGCGCUUCUUGCUGGUAUUAUGAAUACGAGUAUGAAAGAGAAUAUCUGGUACGUGCAUGUGCGGAAUGGGUGUAAGGUGCAAAUCUUGCAUCCGAGGGAGGGUGACGGAACAAACCGCAAGGCUAUCUUGACGGGAUCGGAGCACGUCAUGGAGCUGGUCGAAGCACGCAUCAAAAGUGCCCAGACCGCCCAGGAUUCUGGGGAUCCUCUGGCUGAUAUUAGGAAGCCACCGGUCCCCAUGUUCAUGGAGAGGGAAGUUCUCUCGCGCAGAAACAUUCCAGCUCCGAUGAUUCGUGGAGUUUGGAGCUGGCAGCGCCAUGCUCUAGAGCCGCUCACACUAAGGGAUGUCCUCGGGUUACGCUCGUCAUUGACUUCCGUGAAGGAAUUUGCGGAAUAUGUUGAGGAUUUAACGAGCGCAAGCGGGCCACCUACCCUUGGCGCGCAAGCAUCCCGGAAUAUAAAAUGGGUACCGCAUGCCAAUCAGAUCUCACGCCAUCUUUUAGAUCUAUUUCGGCAUGAUGCGUAUCAUCAGAUCAUAUCUACUGCUGCGCUGAAUCGAGCUUUGGAGUUUUUGUGUGAGCACGAACAGCUCAAUGCUGCUCGGAUCGUCUUCCUCAAGUCAGAACAUGUUGCGACAGUAGACACUUAUAAUGUUCUUCUGCGGUCUGCGGCACGGCGUCACGAUACUUGGGCAUUUCGCAAGUUCUUGAACUUGAUGCCUCGAGCGAACAUUCGUCCCAACCCAGAUACAUGGCUUGCUUUGCUAUCGGCUCUGACUACGUCCAAUGCCAAGGCGUCACUCAUUACACAUAUGGUGCAGAAUGGCUUUAUGACGGAUGUCAAGGUGAUUCGAACUGCCCUCCAGUUAACGAUUCAAGACUCGCUACUUGUACACCUUGAAAGUGGACAGGAUGUUGAAUCAUUCGUCGCUCUUAUGAAUAAAACUCAUGGCGCGGGUUGGUUUAGCUCUUCGCUUCUUGGGCAAAUGGUCAGUGUAGCUGCGCGCUGCGAGAACUUUAGCGCCGUGGACGCGCUAUUGAAGAUCUGCGCCGAGCAAAACUUUGACAUCGACAGCUCUAUCCUCAAUCAGAUUUUGCCUAUGUGUCGUGCCAACAUCCUUACUGCACUUCACUACACAUAUCAAUGCGCCAAGUUUCCUUCUUUCCGAUUUGUGCCCCAGAUCUGGGAGCGCCUGUUCUUCAUUGCAUUUAAAAGCCAACACUACAACAUCUGCCGAGUGCUAUGGCGGUAUGCAUGCAUGGAUGGAUCCGUGACCAGCAACAUGAGGAAAACCGUACUCAGCUCAUUGACGCGCAACGCGUCAUUCAAAAAGAGUACUAACCAAAUGAGUGAAAUUUGGCGUCUUGACGCCGGCAAGAUCAUCGUCGGCAUGGACGUUCACUUCGAGGACUAUAGAAUCCGGAAAUCUGUCUUGGAAAAACUUCCUUCUGAAUUCCACGAUAUGCCUUUAACCUUCCUCUCAUCCGGCUACAAGCCCCAUGGCGAAGAACGCCUCAUCCAGCUUCACCUGGCUAAAUACCUCGUUGACCGUGACAUAAGAUACGGCGCUUCUACCUACGAGCCCAUCAACUCCGUUUCUAUUAUGCUCCAAGCUGCGGCUGUCAUAGACAGUGAAUGGAAGGGCGUCCCGCGUCCCUUGACGUGGAGGAUUCAAAAUGCCAUCCAUGUGCCAAUUCAACGCAACAAGAAUUGGCACCAAAAGAUAUAA